Funneliformis geosporum is the source of this 192-nucleotide messenger RNA. The record is from the annotation of a GenBank genome assembly. NCBI's taxonomy places the organism in Eukaryota, Fungi, Glomeromycota, Glomeromycetes, Glomerales, Glomeraceae.
UCAAAUACGAUCAGCUUCACAUUGCUCAUCUCACACAUCACUUCACAAAGUUGAAUUCUCGAAUUGACUUUAUUUGGUCAUCUGGGAAUGUGAUUUCCAACUUCGCUCAUUGUGAUACUGAAGAUGUUCUGCCCUCCAUAUCAGAUCACUCCAUUGUCAUUCUCAAAAUUGAUAACUUUCUUGCUACCAAAA